AUGACAAGUAUGUUAGGAACGGAACAUUCGUCAAGACACUUUAUGUCUAUUGCUGAUGCGGCUGCGGCAGCCAGCAACAGAUUAUUAAGGCUAAAUCAUUUUAAUGAUAAUGAAGAUGAUGAUGAUAAUUUGGAUCUCAAUAUGCAAGAUGACGAUGAUACCGAUGAUUCAUCCAGUCCAUCGAGUACUAAUGCCUCAACACCGCAUCAAGUUCGAACUUCCAAUAGUAUCAACCACGAUAGCAAUAAUAAUAAUAAUAAUGCAAUAAAUGACGAGAAUAUCAGAAGAUAUCGUACAGCAUUUACAAGAGAACAAUUGAGUUGUUUAGAGAAGGAAUUUUUACGUGAAAGCUAUGUGACAAGACCACGACGAUGUGAGCUAGCAGCUGAAUUAAAUUUACCAGAAGCUACAAUUAAGGUAUGGUUUCAAAACCGACGGAUGAAAGACAAAAGACAAAAAAUACCCUUUGCUUGGCCAGGUUAUGGUGAUCCAUUUUCUUAUCUUUGCAUGUAUGCUGCAGCGGCUGCAAAUCCAUAUGGCACAACAAAUCCAUAUGGCACAACAAAUCCAAUGGCUUUUCCAUUUAAUCCAUUAGCAGCAGCGACCGUGGGUGGUGUAAACAGUAUUACAAGAAUGGCCUCAUCAGCAGCUGCUUUACGUUCUGCAUCACAACACCAACAACAACAACAAACUAUUGGUUUACAAUCAUCACCGAACGAUUAUCUUUCCUUUCGUACAACAGUCGCUCAAUCACGUAUACGUUUAAAUUCGUUCCCUUCAACACAAGAAAUAAAUAAUAAUAAUACUAAUAACAGCAACAACAAUGACAGAAAUAUACAUUCACAUUUAGCACAUAAAUUACCCGAAAUUGUUUCUCCAACAAAUGAUAAAAUGUUAUUAUCAAACUCUUCGUCUUCUUGUUCAUCAUCGCCAGCAUCUUCAUCGAGAUCAUCUACUCAUCGGCAACAACAGCAUUCACCAAUAAAUUCUAUCAAUUCAAUCACAAUAAAACCAUUGAUAAACUUCGCAUCACCAGCCAUGGGACUAGCAACAAUUAUUGACCAAUCAAAUCGAUAA
Molecule: messenger RNA, 1077 nt
Organism: Didymodactylos carnosus
Lineage: Eukaryota; Metazoa; Rotifera; Eurotatoria; Philodinida; Philodinidae
Source: the annotation of a GenBank genome assembly